AUGGCGCCCGCGCAGCGCCCGCUGCUGCCGCUGCUGCUACUGCUGCUGCCGCUGCCGCCGCCGCCCUUCGCGCACGGCGAGGACGCCGCCCGCGCCAACUCGGACCGCUACGCCGUCUACUGGAACCGCAGCAACCCCAGGUUCCACGCGGGCGCGGCGGACGACGGCGGCGGCUACACCGUAGAGGUGAGCAUCAACGACUACCUGGACAUUUACUGCCCGCACUACGGGGCCCCGCUGCCGCCGGCCGAGCGCAUGGAGCACUAUGUGCUGUACAUGGUCAACGGCGAAGGCCACGCCUCCUGCGACCACAGGCAGCGCGGCUUCAAGCGCUGGGAGUGCAACCGGCCCGCGGCGCCCGGGGGCCCGCUCAAGUUCUCCGAGAAGUUCCAGCUCUUCACGCCCUUCUCUCUGGGCUUCGAGUUCCGCCCGGGCCACGAGUACUACUACAUCUCUGCCACACCGCCCAAUGCUGUGGACCGACCCUGCCUGCGACUGAAGGUUUAUGUGAGGCCAACCAACGAGACUCUGUAUGAGGCCCCCGAGCCCAUCUUCACCAGCAAUAACUCCUGCAGUGGCCUGGGCAGCUGCCAGCUCUUCCUCAGCACUGUCCCUGUGCUGUGGACCCUCCUGGGCUCCUAG
Messenger RNA from Budorcas taxicolor (takin), 642 nucleotides. RefSeq names its product ephrin A2 (gene EFNA2). Gene Ontology annotation, biological process: ephrin receptor signaling pathway; axon guidance; osteoclast differentiation. Gene Ontology annotation, molecular function: ephrin receptor binding. The transcript has 4 exons. The record is from RefSeq and is a predicted model, not a curated record. NCBI's taxonomy places the organism in Eukaryota, Metazoa, Chordata, Mammalia, Artiodactyla, Bovidae. Bases 1 to 642 code for a protein of 213 amino acids. Gene Ontology annotation, cellular component: plasma membrane.